Messenger RNA from Rubroshorea leprosula, 502 nucleotides. NCBI's taxonomy places the organism in Eukaryota, Viridiplantae, Streptophyta, Magnoliopsida, Malvales, Dipterocarpaceae. The record is from the annotation of a GenBank genome assembly.
AGGCCGGAAGCAAUGGAGACUGGAUUUGAGAGUGGAGAACCGAUGGAGACGGGAGAGUGGAGAAGAAAUGAUCAGAUUUUGCUUCUGCGAUGGAGAAAGUGGAAAAAAAAAAAAAAAAAAAUCGAAGUUGCAGGUUGCAGGCUUGCGGCGUCCGGUGGGGAAGAAUCCGCCCGGCGAGUUUACCGGGUCUACCGGGUCUACCGGGUGGGACGAUUUUCCCGGGUUUGGACGGUCCAACCGUCUAAACGGGCCUGGGUGUUCACCCAGCCCGUUUUACCCACCGGGUGACGGUUGGACCGGUUGAACCGACCGGUCCGGUCCGGUUCUUAAAACACUGCUAAAAACAGUAAUAUUACCUCUCUUUAAAUGCCAAAACUUCAGGAAUAUCAUAGUUAUUUAUAAAGAUCUUAGUAUUGAACAUGAUGUUGAAAAUCUCCAUUACACCUAAAUAAACCAUCAAAAAAAUUAUAUAAAACUUCGAAAAUAAAAUCUAAAAAAAAUA